Molecule: messenger RNA, 2484 nt
Organism: Cylindrotheca closterium
Lineage: Eukaryota; Bacillariophyta; Bacillariophyceae; Bacillariales; Bacillariaceae
Source: the annotation of a GenBank genome assembly
AUGACAUCCUUCCCCAAGUUGCUUGGUCCUGAAAGUCCCCAGAUGGGAACUCAGUUUCUCUCUUCUGUCAGUAUCUGCUUUUCAGAUGAUUCAAUUCACAAAGCGAUCCAUGACAAGAAGAGACCCAAGAAAUCGGAAAUUCAAGCGUCCUUUGGGUUUGCUGUUCCUACAGGUAAGCCCUAUUUGGUCUAUGGUCGGGGUCGCAAGGAAUCAGUGACAGCAGAGACCUUUUCUGCUGAUGCUAUCCGUUUUAAUGCGCCUCAGAUGCUCUCUACAGACAAGUUGCGGCUCUUGAACUCGUCUCGCGUCGGAGCAGUCCUUGGAGUAUUUUUUACUCCAAAUUCUCCUCCGGUUAUUGGAUUUGGCGCUAGUCCUGUUAGUACUACUUUCAAUGGGCAAGAUGCUGUCCAUCGCGGGGCCCCAAAGUGGUCUGAUUGCUUUGAUGCCACUUUGAUCCAGCAAUACUGGCAGGGAGAUAUGAGUGUCCCUACUCAUAGUCUGGUGGUUUUCCUCAGUGGGAAAACACGGUUGAAAAUGCUAGCGUCGCAUCAGGAUUUUGUUCAAGCAACAAAGCCUGCAAUGCUGGUUGGGGACUUUUCCAAGGUCCUUCUGAUUCCUGAUGGAUGCGGUGCCCUGGUGGGCCUUUAUUGGCCAACUUCUAUUUCUUUCAAGGACUUCAAAAAUUCUUUGAGUGGACAUGGUACUCCUUAUGGGAGUUUCUUGGAUUUAUUGCGACGUCAGUCUUCUAUUUUUGAAGAAUGGUUUACGGCAGUGAAUUCAAGUGCUGGGUCCUAUCAAUUGCAAACUACUUCUGCGAUGGAUCUGUGGGCGACUCUGCCUUGUCCUUCCAACCUUCACAGGAAUGGUCUAUUGAACGUUGCUGCCGCCCAACCCCUACGGGAGCAAUUUGCUCGCUAUGUAAUGGGGAUGGCUCUGGUUUGUGCUCUCUUUGGCCCCUGUGGUGUGGACGAUCAACAGGCUAUCAGGCAACGCUGUCAAGUUGGUGCAUGGUUGGAACGUGCUCGGCAAUGCUACCCGCCAGCACUGGGGUAUCAUGCUCCGCCGGAACACUUCGCGUACCUAUCUGUUCUUUACGUCCUCAAUGCCAUGCAAAAAGUGAGGGCUUUCCAAGAACAAAUUGUCCAUGGUACAUCUGCGGGCACACCUGCUAAUCCAGUUGACUUGGUCGCUGAUGUGAAGGAGUAUGACAUUUGCCCGAAUGACUUGGCAACUAGGUUUGCUUCUUCGGCGAAUGAUUCUUCUACUGCAGCAGUCAUGCAAGCUGGCAAUAUUGCUGAUCGUCGUUGCUCUAGUUUGGCACAAGGAAGAUUUGGGGCUGGUCCACAAACGGGUUUGCUGGGCCUUGCUCCGAUGCGGAACGACAUGUUCAACCUGCAGACACUGGCGGCAUCGCUUGGAGUGCGACAGUCUUGUUUUGUUUCAGCUGAUAAAGCGUCUCUUGCAAGUAGGAGCAACCCUAUCUGUGUCUGUUCUGAUGACCGUGUGGUGGCUGGGACUGAUUGGAUGAAAGUUCCGGAACUAACGCAACUCGCCCGUGAUCUCAUUGUGGUAUGGGACCAUGGCCACAAGGAGGCAACGUCGGGUGUCACACGAACAUUGCAUUAUGCACUUCGUUUUCAUACGGAUAUUGCUACGGAUUUUCAACAGAUCCCGCUUCCAUAUGAAGCUGAAUUCGACCUGCUAAAUUUUGCAAUGCAUAAAUCGAUCUGUGAUGUGGCGAGAUGGAAGAUGGGUCGGAAAGUACCACCACCCCCUGUUGGUGGUCCAUCUUGGCACAUUUUUCACUUGCUACCCUUGGUAAACUCUACAUAUGGUGGUACAUGUAUUCCUCCUGGGGGACUUCCAAUUGUUGAUACACAAUUGUUUGGGAAGUAUGUCUUCCUUUUGAUGUUGCUGUUUGGUUCCCAAGAAGACGCAACAAUGGAUCAGAUUUAUGGGGGGGACUACGACGAUUCGGUAUUUUGGGCAUCUCUGUUUGGCCAAAAUCUGCUACAUUUGUGCAAACUCCCUCAGCACACCGCCGUCGUUCGCUUAUGGAGAUGUCGUCCUCGCCAAUGCACUCUCCAGUGGAUGGAAGAUCUAUGUGCUCUGUUUGGGGAGGUUACUGCAAUGGUGCGUUAUCGUUCAGGCGCAGCACCUACUACUUUGGGUCUUCAAGAUGCUACAUUCCAUGGCAAAGAAGAUAUUGUGGCUGGCGCUUUUGUGGUGGCUCCAACUAUGGUGGGACGCCAUGAAUUCACCAAAAAAGCUCUUUUCUAUUUGGACAAGUUCCAGCUGCUUUAUGAACGUGUGGAAAGGAAGUGGGAUCCUGCUGAGUUGGAUGUGAACGGCCAUACUUGGAGUCAUAGUUUUUCUUCGAGUUUCUUUGGCACCGCCAUCCCUCCUAUCCUACCUCCUAGGGGUCCAGAUCCAUUUCGACAUGGUGUCUCUGAUGGGGUACAGCCGUGUUGGAACGUGUAUUAG